Molecule: messenger RNA, 2307 nt
Organism: Dicentrarchus labrax (European seabass)
Lineage: Eukaryota; Metazoa; Chordata; Actinopteri; Moronidae
Gene: p2rx4b
Product: purinergic receptor P2X, ligand-gated ion channel, 4b
Exons: 12
Coding region: 925-2181 (418 amino acids)
Biological process (GO): response to ATP; monoatomic cation transmembrane transport
Cellular component (GO): plasma membrane; nuclear inner membrane
Molecular function (GO): ATP binding; purinergic nucleotide receptor activity; extracellularly ATP-gated monoatomic cation channel activity
Source: RefSeq, a predicted model, not a curated record
CAACUGAGUUCUCGUGUAGAUACUCAUUUACAAUAUAGAAAAACAACCAGCACGAAUGUUUGAACUGCUGCCUUCCUCAGUGUUCAGUUUUACUAGCCUUUUAAUCAGUUAGAGUGUGCAGUGUGAGUAUCUGGAAGUGGCAUGUAAAUGUGUGGCGAGUUUUGACAAAGUGUCAGUGUUUGCUGCAGUUUGAGUAUCUUCAGACCAGUGAAUAGAUUACUGGAGGAGAACACAGCAGGGCACUUUUUGCAUGUUUAAAGUGACAGCUUUACCUUCCUGUCAUGCACCGUUCAUACAUAUGAAAUCAUUAAAUUGUUUGUUUCAUAGGAAGUGUCACAUGAUGAAGUUAUGUGGUGGGUUACACUGAAGUAAGAGUAUGGGAACAGCAGUACCAGCCUGGCAUCAGUGCCUGUAACAGCUGAGAGGCAGGCAGAGCUGGUUCACUGUAUCACCAUAUCCUCCUCCUCCUCCUCCUCCUCCUCCUGAAAAAUUUGAAAUGUUAUUAGCUACUUAUAUACAUACAUGAAAAUUACAAAACAAAUGUAGUAGAAAUAUCAAUGUUAAAAUACAAGCCACAGGAAUAAACCUUGACGUGUCUAAACAUUGUAAUAUCAAAGUGAUAUGACAUUUAUACAUAUACAUUUACAGUUAUUACUUGCCAAUUCCACUCUUCCUUCUUUGAUUGUUACAUGUAACUUUAGGUUCUUAUUUUAUGUAACAGUGCUGCACUGAAUCACCUCUGACUCACCAACUUUAGUAUGAUCAGAAAAUGUAGACAGUUGUAUUGUCCCGUCUGUACUGUUUAAUUAAACCAACUAUAAGUCCGCUACAGGUAGAACGUACUGAGGCCAGAGACGAGUCUGUGCAGUGAAAGUGAUGUGAAAGUGAUUUGAAUGCAAUGAUUUGAAUAAGAGUAGCUACUGUAUGUCCACUCAUCAUUAUUGCACAGUCCAUCACUGGUGUGUUUGUGUGUGUGUGUGUGGUGCAGCCAUGAGCAAGACUGCAGGCUGCUGCCAGAGCUGUCUGCAUUAUGUGUUUGAUUAUGAAACACCAAAAACACUGGUUAUUCCAAGCAUACGGGUAGGAUGUGUCUUCAGGUUCACCCAGCUUCUGGUGGUGCUGUAUGUGGUGGGGUAUGUGUGUGUGGUGCAGAAGGCCUACCAGGAGACGGACUCUGUCAUCAGUACCGUCACCACCAAAGUGAAAGGUUUUGCCUUUACCAAUACAUCUGACAUGGACCCCCGAUUUUGGGAUGUGGCUGAUUAUGUUAUCCCACCUCAGGGUGAUCAUUCAUUCUUUGUGUUAACGAAUAUGGUUGUUACCCCCCUUCAAACUCAGUCCCGAUGUCCUGAGCUCCCAAACCCAUCAACUACUUGUGUGGAUGAUUGUGACUGUAUCGAGGGAUACAGUGAUCCUCGAGGAAACGGUAUACUGACGGGCCUGUGUGAGAACUAUUCGACGACUGUUCGGACCUGUGAAGUGCUCUCAUGGUGCCCUCUUGAAAUAGACACUAAGCUGCCUGAACAAGCACUGCUGGCUGCAGCAGAGAACUUCACUGUGCUGAUCAAGAACAGUGUAACAUACCCAAAGUUCAACUUGCACAGAAGGAACAUACUCCCACAUAUUAACUCCUCAUACCUGAAGAGGUGUGAAUUCAGUCGUACAACAGACCCUGACUGCCCCAUAUUCCGCCUCAAACACAUCGUUUCAGAGGCUGGAGAGGACUUUCAAGACAUGGCUGUGAAGGGUGGUAUCCUUGGCAUUAUUAUUGACUGGAGCUGUGACCUGGACUGGUGGGCAGGGAAGUGUUACCCUAAGUACAGCUUCCGCAGGCUGGACAACAAAAAUCCUGUCAAUAAUGUGGCCCCAGGAUACAACUUCAGGUUUGCAAAAUACUACAAGACCCCCGAUGGAGUGGAAACUAGAACCCUAAUCAAAGCAUACGGGAUCCGGUUUGACGUCAUUGUAUUUGGAACUGCAGGAAAAUUUGGAAUUGUACCGACCAUAGUGAACUUGGGUGCCGCAUUAUCAUUCCUCAGUUUGGUUCCGGUGGUUUCUGACUGGUUUAUGUUGACAUGCAUGAAAAAAAGAGAUCUUUACAGCAGACACAAAGUCACAUAUCUGAAUGAGGAUGCUGAAGCUGAACCCAUAUCAAUGGGCACCAGCUAUGGAACCCAGUAGCAUGGUCACAUCCACACGUGAACAGAGGAAUCUGAAUCUGCUCUAAAAUCAUUUACAUGAAAGCAGAUAUCUUCAACAUCAUAUGAGCUCUUCAAUAAAACUGGUUAAAUGUGUAAAUGUAAAGAA